AUGCACAAAUUGGACCUUCCCAUCGACCCGAAGCAGACUGCAGCCAUCGAACGCAGGAGGAACGCGGAGCUCCAGCGCCAGAGUCGCAUCUUCAAUACCAAGCACAGGGUCAUAGGGGUGGAUCUCCUGUCCCUGGAGCAGCAAGCGCGAGAGAAGAAGACGAGACAGGACAGGGAGCGACUGCGGGACAACGCUUGCGGUAACUGUCUCCACGGGGACAGCCUGCGCUACGCCAAGACGGCCCAGCUCCUCGAGGCCCAGGAACAGGAGCGGACCCGCCAGCUCCACAAGGAGGUGGACGAAUAUCGCCUCCGCUACCAGCAGCCAGAGACCCAGCGCGAGUUCGACCUGUGGGACCCCAACAGGCUGAAGAAGGACACGCCUGCCCGCGUCGCCGACGAUGACCCCCGCUGCCGGCCCUCGGGGCUGCAGAAGUUCCAGGGCGAGGACCUGAACGCCAAGGCCCGGAAGAAAUUCCAGCAGCAGGAGUUCCGCAAGUGGCUGACGGCUCAGAGGGCAGAGAAGGAGCGGUCAGAAAGAGACCAGAAAUUCGCAGACGACCUGUAUCACAAGAAGGAGAUGGAGCUCGACGCCAGAGCCAUGAAGCUGGCCGAGUUGGAGGAAGAGGCCCACAGAGCUCUCGACGCCGCCACUCUUAACUACAACAUGGCACUGGCAGCCGAGCAAGCAGCGGCCAGGGAGACAGCGAGGCUGCGGGAGACGGACGAGAGCUACGCGGAGAUCGGGAGCCACGUGUACGGGGACAUGCUGACGGAGGAUCCCGCGGUGGCUGUCAGCGCCUUCGGCCCCCACCGCGUGGUGACCGACCGCUGGAAGGGGAUGAGCCCACAGCAGCUGGGGGAGAUCCACCAGGAGCGGAGGCAGCAGAUCGAGGAGAAUAAGAGGCUGAGGAUGAAAGAGGCGCAAGUGGAGGCCGAGUGGGAGCACCAGCGGCUGGUGGUGGCGCGGGCUGCCAUGGCGAUGGAGCAGCAGGAGGCGGAGGAAGCGAGGAGACGGAGGCAGGAGCUGGACAAGUACAACAGCCACCUGGCCAUGGAGCAACUCGCACACCAGCAUUACCUGGAUAAGGAGCUUUACACAAACCCGCCAAGUGCGCAGUAUUUCCUGCAGUUCAACACAUCCAGUCGCUAA
Molecule: messenger RNA, 1152 nt
Organism: Carcharodon carcharias (great white shark)
Lineage: Eukaryota; Metazoa; Chordata; Chondrichthyes; Lamniformes; Lamnidae
Gene: ribc1
Product: RIB43A domain with coiled-coils 1
Exons: 7
Coding region: 1-1152 (383 amino acids)
Source: RefSeq, a predicted model, not a curated record